Neurospora crassa OR74A is the source of this 3756-nucleotide messenger RNA. RefSeq lists its product as hypothetical. Lineage: Eukaryota; Fungi; Ascomycota; Sordariomycetes; Sordariales; Sordariaceae. Gene Ontology annotation, cellular component: cytosol. The coding region runs from base 334 to 3552 and encodes 1072 amino acids. The record is from RefSeq and is a predicted model, not a curated record. The transcript has 2 exons.
UCUGAACUUCAAGAGCUUCUUUCAAAUUCACUUGAAUUCACUUCUGAGCACCGAGCGAGUUGUGCUUGGGCCUUUUUUUCCAUCUUGCAACGUCACUCUUUGGGCUUUGGUGUAUUUGGCUGUUCUGUUGCUGCGAAUAUACUGACGUUUUCUUUCAACAUCAAUACGGUGUCGGCCCAAUAUAUCAACAUCUUGGUCGCUCACUAUUCGAAAGAACCCUGGUCAUCCAGGCGCUCGUAGCCCCAACAACGCCAUUAUCCAAUACAGUUUUUUCAGCCACAAAAGUAUAGUUGAAAGAAAGACAGAGUGUAAGCUCGUCGCCCGCACAUCAUCAUGGCGACGCCUGCCGCUCCCGAGGGCGCUGCGCCAGCCGACCAUCGCCCUGCUCUCACGGUCGAGGAGCUCUGCUUUGCCUCGGCCAUGAGCUGCUUUGAGGGGUGGCUUAAAAUGGAUCCUGCUAUCGGUCCUCGUACCAUGUCCUACGUGACCAAGUUCAUUUCCAGGACUUUGGAAAAGACACACAACUUGAAAGAAGUCCGAGAAACGCUGUCAAGAAGUGUGGAAGUAUGGGUGUGGCUCACAAAGUCCUUCGCCGCCGCGCUUCCUAGUUUGACAACGCGGUCGAUUGGUCCUCUGCAGAGCCUCAAUGACCCCGAAAAGGGCAUCACCCCCCAGGAGAGCACCGCUCUCAUUACCAAAAACUACACGUCACUUAAAGAGGACCUGCAAUUGUUGAUCAAGUUGAUGCACAUUGCAAGGAACCUGCUGGUUGUCCCCGAACCAGAGAUUCCCCAGGAUCUGUGCGCUGCGGCCCAGUUUGACAAGAUGCUCUACCAGACCAUCACCCUCUGUGUCAACGUCACUAGCAAGGCCUACGAUGGCGAUAUCUUGGAGGAGACUGCUCGCCACAAGCUCAGCGAGAUUACCGAGCUGUAUAAGAAACUCCUCAUUACUUGUCUGCAGCAAGCCCACAACUGGAUCGCCAAGAACGACAGGAACAAGAUGUCAUUUUGGUGUGCUGUUUUGUUCGACGACGAGUCUGGCGAGGAACAGCAGGAUGCUGGUGCCCAGUUCGCCGACUUCCGCCCCGAUGUCGCCAAGAUGGAGGUCCACAACUGGAUCGAGCGCAACUCUAGGAUGUGCGACAAGGCUCGGCAAUUACUGAUUGAUUACCAACGGAACUUGGGCUCUCGCGGAUCCCCUCCUGGAAGUCUACCCGAAAAUUCCGUCUUGUCGUGGAACUGGAUGCCCCAUGUUCGUCCGCGAGCCGACGAUAUCGGCGAAGAGACCAAGAUCACGCCACAGUGGAAGGAGGACGAACAAGACAAGUUUGAACAAGACAGGCUUUACGGCCGCGUGUCAAGGGAAGUCGACACCUGGUGGCUCAAGGUGCGGGAUCCCAACUACGACGAAUGGAUCAUUUCGAUGCCUUCGGUCGAAAAGGCUCACCAGCUUAUUGAGGGUUGCAAGCUUAGCUCGCUAAACCGGUAUCCUCAUUCGUUUCGUAACGAGGACCAGGAGGGCUCAGUUCAUUCCGCUGAGGAUGUCCAGUUACCGGAGCAUCAGGGCCCCGAGGGAGAAAUUCGGGAUGAUCGCCACUACAACCUCCCGGACUACAAUGACGACAUGAUCGAGGACGAGGAUGCUGACGAUGACGAGUCGUAUGGUGAAGGCCCCAUGAGCGGCUUGCUCACCGAAGUUCCCAACAUUCUUGAUCCCAAGCAAAUCGAGGCACUUCACAUGAUUGUGAAAUCCUGCAUUCUCGAUAGUGCAGGCAUCUCACUCAGUCGGGCUGGUGAGAACUUGCAGAAGACGAGAUGCAGAAUGUUCCUGUCUCUCGAGUGCGGCAGGAGUCUGUUGCGUGAGAUCUUGGUGUUCAUUGCCGUGUGGGAAAAGAGUGAGCAGUCUCUCAUUUUCCAGCUUACCACUCAAAUUGUCGAAGCCAUCCACCACAGUGCUUUGAUCCCAUUUGCGUGGCAGUCGUUGCGUAUUCCCAAAGACAUUAUCUCGCCCGCCCAGACUGUUCUGCUUCGUCUGGUGAACAACAUGUUCCGGACACGUCUUCAGGACCCGAUACAGCCCGGUUCCAAGGGACAUCUGCGGGAUAUCAAGCUCCUGCAGUUUCUUUACAUCCAGUUCCGCACUCGCAUAGUACCCGAGUGUACCGCUCUCAUGCACCUCCAGGCGCAAAUCCGCAAUGAGACGUGCGAUCCUGUCGACUUUCCUGUCGACAGCUGGGAUAUGGAAAGGGCCAAGGACGGUCUUCAGCAGUUCCUUGACCUGCUGAUGACGGUGAAUGAGCCCAUCGAGUGGAGGACGUGUCUUAUUCAAUGGGAGGCCGUGUUCGAUCUUCUUGUCCUCCUCAAGAGCCUUGAGUCUGCCGUGCCGAAGAAGCCCAUGGUUGACCUCCCUGACCGCUCUGCUCACCGGCGCCCCCCUCCGCCUCACGACGAUGACCGGGAGUCCCAUGACUACGACAGCGCCGAUCCGCCCCCGCCACCCCCUCCUCCCCCUAUUCAGGAACAUGCUCACAAGUUCCCCUGGGCUGGCAUCAAGGGCCAAAUCCUCCACAUCAUUGCUGGACUCCUGCAGCCAGAAGCGGGACGCAGUGGCCCCGGCAACCCCGUGGUUCAGAAGCAAAUCCUCCAGCACAAUGGCAUCAUCAGCUUGCUGAACUGCUGCGUUUACGACGAUCAUAACAGGUUCGCGCGCGAACGCGUGCAGAUUUGCCUUAAGUGGCUCAUGGACGGCUCUGCAGAGGCCAACAAGGUCUUGCACGACCUAGUAGCCGUCUCGCCACCACCCAACCUCCAGUCCGCACCCGACGCCAGCGGACUCACUCAGCCUGUCCCUCUUCGCGUCGACGGUAUCGCCGGCGAGGUGAAGGUCCGCGUUAAGUCCAACAAUGCUCCGCCCGGCUCCUCCCCCUCCUCAUCUGCGCAGCAGCAGCAACAACACCACCCGUCGGCGGCCCAUCAACAAUAUCCCCCCCGCCCGUCCAGCGCAGCUAGCAACGAGAGCGGGAUCACCACCAAUUCCAACACCAGCACCUCCAGCAGCACCCACGACCACGACCAUCUUUCAUCACAAGCAGCUCCUAGCGCCAGCAACAACAACAAGAACAACAACACCCACACCCACCAACCCCCGGCUCGCGUCCACGGCCCUGCCCCUCCUCCACCAACUCCUCCUUCCGCACUCACCCUUCCCUCCCUCGCCUCCCCUCUCAUUUCCGUCUCCCCUUCGGACUACGAGCGUUUCACCAAGGCGUACAUGAACGCGCUUCCGCCGCUGCACAGCGCCGCCACCGGUGUUCCCGGUGUCGGUGGACAUCUGAACCAUCCGAUGAUGCAGGCUGUCAGGAACCAUGGCGGUAGACCGGAGGAUCUGUUCAAGGAUAUCUUGACGCUGGCGGAUGAGGCGGCGAGGUUGGCGAUUGGUCAGCCGCCUUUUGUGUCGCCGAGUGGGUCGGGAAUCGGAAGCGGAAGUGGAAGCGGAAGUGGGUCGAGACAGAGGGACGCCGAAGAGACGGAGGAGGAGGACUUUAUGUGAGUUUGAUGGUGCGGAAGGAAAAUUGGUGUGACGAAUGUGGCGUUUACUGGCUUGAGGGACUUGAUAGUUUCGAAUCUCAGGUAGCAUUUGAAGGUGCAUGCGGGUUUGUGUAUUUACCAUAGAUCGGAAAAGGAUAGGUUUACGGAAGGAACCAUAGGAAAAGCAAUUAGUCACAGAUUCGUUAUCAGAUACUUGUGAACUCCG